This is a messenger RNA of Thalassophryne amazonica, 1482 nucleotides long. Its product is annotated as alanine aminotransferase 2-like. The coding region runs from base 79 to 1344 and encodes 421 amino acids. The transcript is spliced from 10 exons. The record is from RefSeq and is a predicted model, not a curated record. Gene Ontology annotation, biological process: biosynthetic process. Gene Ontology annotation, molecular function: pyridoxal phosphate binding; L-alanine:2-oxoglutarate transaminase activity. Lineage: Eukaryota; Metazoa; Chordata; Actinopteri; Batrachoidiformes; Batrachoididae.
GACUGUUCUCUCCAGGCAACACAGACACCCUUCAAGGAGGUGAUAGACAUCAGCUCAGCUGAUCCUCAGCGGGCGGGGAUGCCGCCACUCACCUUUGUUCGACAGGUUCUGGCAGCGUGUCUGUACUCUGAUCUCCUCGGAGAUGAGAACUUUCCUCUGGACGUCAGGUUGAGAGCACAGCGGCUUCUUCAGGAAUGUCCCGGAGGAAGUGUGGGUUCCUACAGUACCUUGCCCUGUGGUCUACCGUACGUCCACCAAAGCAUUGCAGAGUUCAUCACCAGGCGAGACGAUGGAGUGCCUUCAUACACAGACGAUAUAGUGAUCUAUCCGGGCUCUCUGAAGGCUUUAAUGAUAGUUGUGAAGCUGCUGACAGGUGAGGAGGCGGAGCAUCAGACAGGCGUGUUGACCCCUGUGCCCUGCCCACACACUCUGCCUGUGCUUUUGGAUCAAGUCGGGGUGACCUUGGUGCCCUACCACCUGAGAGAGGACCAAGACUGGGCUCUUGAUAUGGACAAGCUGCACCUAGCCUUGAAGACCGCUAGGGGGAGCUGCAACCCAAGAGCAAUUUACAUCAGCAACCCAGGAAACCCCACAGGUCAUGUGCAGGAGAGAAAGACAAUCGAGAACGUGAUUAAAUUUGCUGCCUCUGAGGGCCUCUUCCUAUUGGUUGAUGAGGUGAACCAGGGCAGUGUGUACGGAGAGGGAAGAUCAUUCCUUUCCUAUAAGAAAGUCCUCUUUGAGAUGGGACAAAAAUACUCAGACAUGGUGGAGAUGGUGUCUUUCCAUUCCAUAUCCGGUGCCCACUUUGGAGAGUGUUGUCUGAGAGGAGGCUACUUGGAAGCCAUCAACAUGGACCCAGCAGUGAAGACGUAUUUGAAAGUUCUGAAAGGUCUUAGUUCUCCUCCCGUCUUACCACAGCUUGUUCUGGAACUGUUGGCUAACCCUCCCAUGCCUGGAGAUCCUUCAUAUGAGACCUACAGACAGGAGCUUGUCUCUAGUCAGACGACUCUGUCCCAGAAUGCUCAGCGGGCUUGUGACUUCCUGAACACUUUACCAGGGAUGAGCUGUCGACCAGCGAUGGGGGGAAUCUACACGUUCGCCCGUCUGCAGCUUCCAUGUUGGUUCAUAAAAGAAGCAAAGGCUUUAGGAGUUCAGGCAGAUGCACUUUAUUGUCAGAGGUUACUGGAGCAGGAAGGAGUUUGUGUGGGAGCAGGAAGUGACAACGGGCAGCUGGAGUCGAACUACUACAUCAGGUUUUGUGUUUUGGUUCCUCCUGCGACUCUGGACGAGAUCUUGACCCGGAUCAGUUCUUUACAGCUCCAUCUGCAGGACAACAAAGAAUGAAUCCUAGAUUGGACCGAGACCGACACUAGGUUUUAAUUUCUCCUUUAUCAUGUUGUUAUUAACAGGAACAGAUCUCUUAAUUCAUCAAUCUUUCUGCAGUUAGAGUGCCAAAAUACUACUUUACCAAUAUGUAAAAAA